AUCUUUUGCUCUUUGACAGUUGAUGCCUGGUUGACAUAGUUUACAAAUCGAUUAAAAUAAUUUUCAGAGCCAGCUGGUGGAUAAAAAAAAAUUGUAAUCAUUUUCUUGCUCAGCAUUUUUAUUAACUAGCUGUUAUGAAUUUUUUUGUAAAAUAAAUAAAAAUCAUGUAAAUCUAUCUUAAGAUCCAUAAAUUACCAACCAAAGUUCCCUUACCUGAACCUAGGUCGAUUUUAAUUAAAUUAAGUAAUUAAUCAAGAAAAGUACCGAUUGUACAGAAACCAUGGACUUCAUAGACCUACCUGAAGAAGUUUUAAUUAUUAUCAUACGGCUAUUGGAUGCGAAGUCAAUGCACAAUGUGUAUAAUACUUGUAAAUAUUUAAGACAAAUUUUGAGUCAGCAUGGAGUUGUAAAAAAGUUUAAUAUGUGUAGAAACACAAUGGGAACUGCUCGAUCAUUGAAGUUGGAUUUCUUUAAAGACAUAUCAAGACAUUUGCAAGAACUUAAUAUGAGCGGUAUUCACGAUUUGACAAAAACAUCAUUGCUGUCAGUUAUAAAAAGGCUUAAGUGUCUAAAAUCCUUAGAUAUCUCAUACACUAAUAUAACCAUAAUUGAUUUCAUGGAAAUUUACAAAUUGUGUCCUACAAUUAAGUGCAUAUGUUUAAACUUUGUAUUUGGAAAACUUGGCAUGACAAAAAUUUCACAUAAUCUUAUCCUGGAGUGUAAAAAUAUGUUUAAAAAUUUUGAUAAAAUCCACUUUGUCGGCUCUACUGGCAAUCUGUUAAAUGAUAAUCUGCCUUUGUAUAUACUAUCUGAGUGUAACUUAAAGGCUUUAAAGUUUUCUGCAUCAGAAUGUAAUUAUGCAUUUACUACAAACCACAUACCUCUCAACUUUGAAGAGUUACAACAAAACCUACAAUUUAAUUAUUGUAAUAUUUGCAUUUUAAACUGGAGGGAACAAAAUCAGUAUUAUCAAAAUCUGAACACCAUUCCUUUCUUCUCACAUUUAGAUUUUAAGAAUUACGAAUUUAUUGUGACGACACGGUUACAUAUAAAUAAUUGUAAUGUUUUUACUUCACCACUCUUUAAACCAUUCUUUAAUGAACAUUUUAACAUUGAAGCUAAAGUUAUUAAUCAGUUAGAGAAACCGCUCUUUGGCAAUGUCUCCAUAAUGCUAUGGAAUAAAAAUUGUACUAAGUUUGAUGAUACUUUUUUUAAUAAAUUGUAUGAUGAAAUAAAGCAGUAUUACCCUGCACAAUUUUCUGUAGAUACAGGACCUGUAUCUUCAAAACUCAAUUGGUUUUAUACUUUAUCCAAAAUACAAGCAGAUGAAGAUACCAUGAAAAUUCAUGCCCCACAUGCUCCAAAGAGAAGAAUGGCGCAUCCAAAUGUUGUUUUAAAUUAUGAUUCUUUAUUUUAUCAAAAAGACAAAUUUAUGUUAAGUAUUGUAUUCCAAGACCAUUUAAGAAAUGCUGCUGCUUUAAGUAAUGACUGUGAUUAUUUGCGUAAAAUAACAUUUCUAAGUUUGACUGGAAUUGUUCGCUAUAGCAUAGAUUUUUUUAAUAUUUUGUUUAGUUGUUGCAUUAGUUUGGAGACAUUGGAUGUUGAGUCCACGAUUGUAUCUUCAUGUACAUUACCUAUAUCUCGAAGUUUACAUCUAUCACAAUGUUUGAAAAAUUUUCGUUUGAUUGAUAAGAAGAUUGAUUUUAAUGCAUUGGUUACAUCAUUAAGCAAAUGUAGUACUCUAGAAAAUAUUCAUAUUAUUGAAGAUAAACUUCUUGGAUUAUGUACCUUAGCGGAUGCUAGUAGUAUAGUAGAAAACUGUGAUUAUUUAUAUUAUUUAUACAUUGAAGCUCCUAUAUCUGAAAAUGAACAAUUAAAACACACGCGACUUCUCAACAAGACAAUUACUAAAUGCGGUAAAUAUCAUGUAAAUACAGUUAUCCAGCCAAAGGCAGAUAACGCUAGGUACAGAUAUCAUUACGAUCCAUACAUUGAAAUAUUCUACUUGAGUCCAAUAAAACAACUAUAGUCGCAA
Molecule: messenger RNA, 2035 nt
Organism: Manduca sexta (tobacco hornworm)
Lineage: Eukaryota; Metazoa; Arthropoda; Insecta; Lepidoptera; Sphingidae
Exons: 2
Coding region: 281-2029 (582 amino acids)
Molecular function (GO): protein binding
Source: RefSeq, a predicted model, not a curated record